Limulus polyphemus (Atlantic horseshoe crab) is the source of this 557-nucleotide messenger RNA. Its product is annotated as rap guanine nucleotide exchange factor 4-like. The annotation marks the transcript as partial. Lineage: Eukaryota; Metazoa; Arthropoda; Merostomata; Xiphosura; Limulidae. The record is from RefSeq and is a predicted model, not a curated record. The transcript has 5 exons. Gene Ontology annotation, biological process: spermatogenesis. Gene Ontology annotation, molecular function: cAMP binding.
GCUUAUAUAGGUUGCUCAAAUUGUUAAAUUUACAUUAAUAGGGUUUCCAACAAUUCCGCGAAAGAAGGCAGAUCGAAAGUUGUCUUUCCUGCCAUCUACCGGUUUGCAAAUUCAACUAGAAAGAAAGUCGAUGUGACAGAGAGAUGGUGUCAGAAUGGGUAAACUGCAUGGAUAAAAGACCUAUAGAUCGUACAGAGGAAGAUAUAGAGUUAAUAUACAACAGACUAAGAGAGAUAAAAGCGUUUGAACAUAUUCAGUCCACUCUACUGCAACAGAUGUGUUAUUAUGGCUAUUACGAAGAUUUGGACAAAGGAAUAACACUGUUUCGACAAGGCGACAGAGGUGCUAACUGGUAUGCUGUGUUAGCGGGUUCUUUAGACGUGCAAACUUCCCAGACGGGCAAUGGACGGGACUCCGUUACACUUUGUACUCUGGGUGUCGGAACUGCUUUUGGCGAGGACAUUCUUGACAACAGACCACAUAGAGCAACUGUUGUAACGAAUGAACGUUGUGAAUUAUUACGUAUUGAACAAAAGGACUUUCUACAGCUAUGGGAG